AUGGGAUGGGAUGAUGGCGUCGACACGCUGUUGCCAACGAGCAAAAAGGUCGCCCACCCCGAAUACGUCAGCGGCGCGUGCUUGCCGCUCUUUUUCGGCAGCGAGCGCGAGGCGUAUUCGUAUUAUAUUGGGCAGAGAUACCUCCGGAUCGAGGCGCGGACCCUAACCCUGAUCGUCUGCUUCCUGCCCACCUUCGCGCUCGUCUCGUGCAUCUUCCUGGCGUUGUUCUUCCACUUUGACGAGGCCACGAACACGCACUGCCACGUCCCGAACAUUCUGCCCUCGAUCUCGACGGUCAUCGGCGGCUUCUGGGAGACGAACUUCAUCUGGAGCUGGGCCAUCUAUCUGCACGCCCUUCCCAGGUUAAUCCCGGCGUUCGCCUACAACAACGUUUUCAUCCCGAGGGCCCCGCGGAGAGGCCGGUUGACGUGGUUUUUGAUAAGACUUCACGCCACCCUGAGCCUCGUCGAGCUGUCCGCGCUGCUGUCGUUGACCUACUACAACUCGGACUACAACCACCUCUACCACGUCGUCUCGUUUUCCAUCUUUGGCUCGACCUCCCUACUCUACGCCCUGGUCCACCUGACGCUGUGCCGGCGGCUGGAGCUGCACGUCCAGACGAAGCUUCAAAUGCAGGCGUGGAGGCUGAAGAAACGUGCCUUUUGCCUCUCGGUCUCGUGUCUGCUCACCUGUUUCUACCUCUUCUACCGCCAUAAUGCCUACUGCGAGCCGUACGUCUUCUCCGUGUUCUCGCUUUUCGAGUAUUCCUUCGUGCUCUCCAAUAUUCUGUUCCAUUCCACUUUUCGGCUCGAUUUCCACGACCGUUGCUUGUACAUUUCG
This is a messenger RNA of Mesorhabditis spiculigera, 840 nucleotides long. Lineage: Eukaryota; Metazoa; Nematoda; Chromadorea; Rhabditida; Rhabditidae. The record is from the annotation of a GenBank genome assembly.